AUGGGGCCACUUGAGAAAAGACAAGCAUUCUGGGAGCGACUCGAGCUCUUUUGGCCGAAGGAAAAAGUUGAUCAGUGGCGCAGGAUUCUCGAUACUCCCGAAGGCACCGGGAGCCUAGUAAACACGCUGACGAUGAAUACCUUGGCCCACAAAGCCUGGGGUGAAGCCCUGUUUGCGCUGAAGCAUGUCAAAACCAGUGCUAGGGAGGAUAAAAUACAUCUCCAGUUUUACUGGUUGAAACCUCAGAAAGAUAUUCCUACUUCGCUGACCAAGGAUGACUUCUUAAAGAGGCCAUGUCUUCCAUCAGACGAAUGUUCAGGGGAAGAUCUUUUGAACUUUCACAAUGUCAAGACGUUGCAACCUAUCAGAUCAGGUGAUGUUAUUACCAUGGGAUCGUAUUUUCCGAGUGUGAAGCCUCUUCCUUCAAAAGAGCUCAUCGAGUUGCAAUGGUAUCUGCAUCGCAUUGUGGCCCUAUCAGCAGCAGCUACUGAAGAUGAGCUCAAACCACCGGAAGAGUAUUACUACGAAUCUGAUACCUCUGAUUCUCUAUAUGAGUAUAGUUGA
Messenger RNA from Talaromyces marneffei, 564 nucleotides. RefSeq lists its product as uncharacterized. Bases 1 to 564 code for a protein of 187 amino acids. The transcript has a single exon. NCBI's taxonomy places the organism in Eukaryota, Fungi, Ascomycota, Eurotiomycetes, Eurotiales, Trichocomaceae. The record is from RefSeq and is a predicted model, not a curated record.